Closterium sp. NIES-65 is the source of this 1287-nucleotide messenger RNA. NCBI's taxonomy places the organism in Eukaryota, Viridiplantae, Streptophyta, Zygnematophyceae, Desmidiales, Closteriaceae. The record is from the annotation of a GenBank genome assembly.
AUGCUAGGCGGUUAUGUGGCAGCAGUGCGGUCACGUCAACAAGCCUCGCGGUUGCGCUGGCCGGAUGCGAGUGGCGUGGUGUGUAGGUGCGGUGCAGCGCAACAGCACGAGUGCCAAGCAGUGCGCCCUUCAAAGUCUGGGCCCUGGGCAUACACGCAAACAACCAGCAGUCUGAAACAUGGUGCAAAUCUUCUCCUCCCCCCGGGUGGUUUGGGUUUGUGGCGCCGGUGGCGGUGGCAAUCGCGGUAUUUGUGCGGCACAGCACCCGUGUUUGAGGGCGUGGGCGUCGUGCUCCUCCGCUCCUCGCUGCUGCAGCUGCUUUACAUCUGGCUCGUGCGACACAGGAUCCCGUUCUCGGCCACGAUUCUGAAGCACGCGGUGCACGUGGUGAAUACGUUCCCGUCGGUCAUCUGGGUGGCGUACCUCUUCCUCCUCCUCAGCCUCAUCUGGACCGUCAUCUGGGUCGUCGGCGUCUCAGGCGCCAUGGCGCUGACGAACGCAUUUGUGGUGCUCAUCAUCCUCAUGCUCAGCAACUACUGGACCAUGGAGGUGGUGCGCAACAUGGUGCACACGGCAGUGGCGGGCACCACGACCACCUUCUACUUUCUGCGCCACAACAUGCCGCCUAAACCCACCACCCUCGCGCUGCACCGCGCCGCCACCAAAAGCUUUGGCUCCGUCUGCUUCGGCUCGCUGCUCGUUGCGCUCAUCCAAACCCUCCGCUUCAUUGUCCGUGCUGGGGGGAGUGGGGGGACAGAGGAUGGAGAGCGUGUGGCUGCGCUAGCGAACAACGACGACGGGGGCAACUUCAUAACGUGCUUUCGCAAUGUACGGAUAGACGUUCAUCCGGGUGGCCAAGGACACAUGGGAGUUGUUCAAGGCGCGCGGGGUGGACGUGCUGAUCAACGACGAUCUGUCGGGGGCGUGCUGGGGCUGGGCAUGUUCAUUGGGGGCGUGGUGGCGGCGCUCGUGGGCGGGCUGCUGUCUCUCAACAAGGCUGUGGAGCUGCUCGCAGCCAUGUCGAUCGUCAGCUUCAUCAUCAGCCUCGUCCUGGUAGGUUCUCCUUCCCGUUGCUUUGUGCGCGCUACACAAGACCGCCGACCUGCUGGCGGCCGUCUCCGUCGUCAGCUUCAUCAUUGGCCUCGUCCUCGUGGGUUCUCCUUUCCGUUGUGUUGUGUGUGCUGCACUGGUGGCGUGGCUUGGGACUUGCAGGCUGGGAGAAUUUGUGAAGGGGUGGGAAGAGGGGGCAAGGGGGAGAAGGUGGGGUGGAGGGGGUGGAUGGGUUAG